UACUCCUGGCUGCUUUAGCUGCGUACUACCAAGGCGUUUGUACACAUACUGUCUUCAAGUUGACGCUUGAAAGAGGAGCACUGCAUACCGAGACUAAACAUGGAUUUGCACAAGGGGCCUCGAUAUCCAGGCUCCGUAGUCGCCCAUCACAUCAAAAUGCGCUUUCAGGAGGUCACACAACGCUACAGGCGACGAAAGAAGCGCACAUCAGAGCUGCCCCGCGCCGUGUCACUGCUGCUGGCGUGGGAGGGCGCCAUCGUGGCGGGCGUGUUCCUGGGGGCCAUUGGGCUGGUGGCGGCGGGGACAUACAUGAUGGAGCGGUUCGAUGAGAGGACGAGGCGCACCAGCCUCAUCCACUACUACCAGCAGCGACUGGCCCUCAGCGCCGAGACACUGGCGGACCUGCAGGAGUCGUACCGUUUCUACAGCUCCCACGCCCAGUGUGUGGGCUGCCACCUGGCCGCCAGCAGCCGGGCGGCGGACGACUGCCGGCGGCGGCUGGCGGGCCGGCGGCGGGACAUUGAGGCGCAGCUGGCGGCGCUGGGGGCGCUGGAGCCGCCCCCUGCCACCCCUCCGCCGCUAAACCAGCAGCACCUGCAGGGACACGGGCAGGAGCAAUGCAGUGGCGGCGGUGGCGGCGGCGGCGGCGGCGGUGGCGGCCGGGCUGCCGGUGCGGGCGGCCUAGCUCGGCGCUGGUUGCUGGGUCCGGUGGUGUGGGCAGCUGACGUGGCGGUGGCGCCGUGGCGGCAGCUGUACGUGGCCACCCGGCUGGAGGGCUGGCGGAGGGAGCUGCAGGCUCUGGAGGCUGAGGCGGUGCAUGCUGAGCAGUGGGCGGCUGCCGACAGCGCCAUGUGCGGCCGGGCGGCGGACAAGCUGUCCCGACUGUCCGCCGCCCUGCGCCGCGAGGCCGCCACACACGAGGUGCUGCGGGUGCGGCUGCAGCGCUGGCGGCAGUACAGCUGCAGGGGCGAGCCACUCAUUGCGGCCAGCGGGGAGGUGUGGGGCUGGGGCAAUAGCAGCAGCAGCAGCAGUGGCAGCGGUGGCAGCAGUAGCAGGUGGGGCGUGGGCAGCUGGCCCUCGGGCUGGGGCUGGGGUGCCGCCGUGGACAGCCCCGGCCAGCAGCCCCCGCCCCGGGCCGAGGCACAGAGCAGUGUCAGCGGCAGCAGCAGCAGUGGCAGCAGUGGCAGCAGCAGCAGCAGCAGCGCUCUACCCGGUGCAGCUCUCGCUGAGCCCCAGCCUGCGCCUGCGCCCGAGGCUGCACCCGCCGCAGCACGGGCCACCAAAUGGAUGUGGAGUGUCGAGGUGUACCGGCCGUCCUGGAUGGAUGAGGACGAGGUGUGCGGCGUGGACAUGGAGCAGCUCACGGCGGCGGUGGAGGCGGCGCACGCGGCAGCGGCCAGGGAGAGGGCGCAGGCGGAGGCGGAGGCGCGGCAGUUGGAUGACGACGGCGAGGAGGAGGGAGGCGGCGGAGGCGGUGUUGGGGAUGAAGCGGGAGCUGGCGGGGGCGAGGUGCUGGCACAGCUGCUGGCGGAGCUGAGGCCGCUGCUGGACUCGCUGCAGGGAGGCGGCAGCGGGAGCAGUGGAGGCAGUGGGGCCGGUGGGGGCGCUGGGGGCUUCCCGCGCGGCUGGUGAACCGCACCGUGGCGUGUGUGUGACUGACACGUGUGCAUCUGCAUUGCGGUACGCCGUGGUACCUGCAUUGUCUGUUUCUGCAAGCUACCGCCACAACAUCGCCGACUGCGCGCCGCCACAGCAUGACGACCCCUGCGCCGAUGUAGGCAGCGCACCGACAUGGACGUGUGCGUGUGCGUGUGUGCGACUGCUGUGGGCUGUGUGCGGCUGAGGCACACAGAGAUCGUGUCCCCGAGCGUUGCCUCCAAGUGCUGUGUUUGUGCGCGAGUGUUUGUGCGUGUGUGUGUAUGGCAGUAUGUGUUUGAAAGCGUGCGGGCACCUGCACGGCAGGGGGCCCGGCUCGGCUCCAUGUGGACACGGGUGUGGGGGCGCAUGUCUGUGACG
Messenger RNA from Chlamydomonas reinhardtii, 2016 nucleotides. RefSeq lists its product as uncharacterized. The record is from RefSeq and is a predicted model, not a curated record. The transcript has 7 exons. Bases 157 to 1632 code for a protein of 491 amino acids. NCBI's taxonomy places the organism in Eukaryota, Viridiplantae, Chlorophyta, Chlorophyceae, Chlamydomonadales, Chlamydomonadaceae.